AUGACGGAACCAACAACUACAGCACCCGAUGGUGGUUGGGGUUAUGUCAUCGUAUUUUGUUCAUUUAUGAUACAUGUUGUUAUCGAUGGCAUUACGUAUUCAAUGGGUAGUGUUUAUUUGGAGAAAAUGUUAGAAUCUGCAAAUUUAGACGCAAAACAUAGUGUAAUUAGUGCAAUAUUUUCUAUCUUACCCGCAAUUUAUAUGUUAUCCGGUAAGUAUAGUCCAAUUGCAACAAUAUUGACGACACGAUACGGGUGUCGCUUGGUGACAAUUACUGGUGCGUGUGUUGGUAGCUUAGGAUUUUUUAUGUGUUAUUGGUAUGAACAUAUUUAUUGGUAUUGGUUAGGAAUUGGUCUGAUUGGAGCUAUUGUCAGCGUAACAAAUUAUUUUGAUCGUAAACGUUCAUUGGCUAUGGGUUUUGCUGUGAGUGGUGCUGGCUGUGGGACAAUGAUUUUCCCGAAAUUAAUGCCAUGGUUUCUAAAACAUUUAAAUGGUUACCGAAAAGGUCUGUUAGUGGAAUCGGCAAUAAUUUUUAGUUGUAUUCUAUUUGGUCUGCUAAUGAAGCCAUUACCAUGGGAACCAAGUGAAAAGAAGGCCGGCAACAAAGAUACGAAAAAUAAAUUAAUUGACUUAUCAUUACUUUCAAAUAUACCAUUCGUUCUAUUUUUAAUAUCAAAUUUUUUAACAAAUUUUGGUUUUAAUGUACCAUAUGCAUUUACCGAGGAUUUAGCUAUGCAUGAUGGUAUCAAAAAAUCUCACGCAGAAUAUAUAACAAUGACAAUUGGUAUUGGUUCCAUUGCAGGACGAAUUAUUAUUGGUUUUCUCGGUGAUCGAAACAAUGUGAAUCGUUUAACAUUGUACAAUUUUACAUUAAUUAUUGUGGGUGUAGCUACCGUAUUAGAACCAUUAGUUAGUAAAAGUAAUCUUGUAUUACAUCUGAUCUAUGGUGCCACAUUCGGCUUUUUUACUGGUGGCUACAUAAGUCUGAUACCAACUGUCUUAGUUGAUUUAGCUGGUUUAGACAAAAUGUCAAAUGCCUUUGGUUUCGUUUUACUCGUACAAGGUAUUGCUAUCGCCAUUGGUUUACCAUUUGUUGGUUUCUUACGUGAAAAAAUUGGUACGUAUUUAGUGCCAUAUAUUAUUAUUGGUCUUGUUAUUGCACUAAGUGGUAUAAUGUUAUUUAUCAUACCAUUUUUGAAGAAGCCAUCAAAAUCAUUAUCGAUUACAAAAACAGAAAUAGUGGUUACUCCUACUGGAAAUAGUGAUAUUGAUUAUUGUAAAUCGAUACCAGUUUAG
This is a messenger RNA of Didymodactylos carnosus, 1296 nucleotides long. NCBI's taxonomy places the organism in Eukaryota, Metazoa, Rotifera, Eurotatoria, Philodinida, Philodinidae. The record is from the annotation of a GenBank genome assembly.